AUGCCCGGAAUAUCUCCUGUCGUUCUGAUCCUCGGUGCAGGGCCUAAAGUCGGCCUGCCAACUGCGAAGGCCUUUGCCUCGAAAGGCUACAAGGUUGCAGUCGCAGCCCGGUCACUAAACGAGGCAGACAGCACAGACAGUCAGCUUAACAUCAAAAGCGACUUCGCCAACCCCGACGAUGUUGUUAAUGCCUUCGUAAAGGUUAAGAAGGAGCUGGGAAUUCCAAGCGUAGUAAUUUACAACGCCGGCGCCGCGACAUUCUUUCCCCCAAACGACCCGUUUGCGAUCCCGUUGGAUGCUUUCAAGCGAGGCAUGACCGUCAACAACACUAGUGUUUUUGUCGCUGCCCAGCAAGCAGUCCUCGGCUUCGCAGAGCUCCCUGCAGAUGCCCCAAGGGUAUUCGCGUUUACGGGCAACAUCCUAAACGUCAGGCCACUCCCGCAGUUCCUGGAAUCCGGCGCUGGAAAAUUUUACUAUGUUGACGAACGAAAGGUAGAUGGCUCGGCUGCUUUUAAGAUCGAUGGGGAGGCACAUGCAAAGCUCUUCUGCGAGCUCGCUGAGGCGAAGACGCAAGGUCCCUGGCUGCAAACCUUUGUCAAGGGCGCGGGAUAUAAGGACUUUGGCCCCUAUCAACUAUAGUGCUGUCGCAGGGCCGAG
Molecule: messenger RNA, 657 nt
Organism: Trichoderma asperellum CBS 433.97
Lineage: Eukaryota; Fungi; Ascomycota; Sordariomycetes; Hypocreales; Hypocreaceae
Source: RefSeq, a predicted model, not a curated record